Messenger RNA from Tyto alba (common barn owl), 854 nucleotides. RefSeq names its product DNA damage-inducible transcript 3 protein-like. Gene Ontology annotation, molecular function: DNA-binding transcription activator activity, RNA polymerase II-specific; protein heterodimerization activity; RNA polymerase II cis-regulatory region sequence-specific DNA binding. The record is from RefSeq and is a predicted model, not a curated record. Gene Ontology annotation, cellular component: CHOP-ATF4 complex; CHOP-ATF3 complex; CHOP-C/EBP complex. NCBI's taxonomy places the organism in Eukaryota, Metazoa, Chordata, Aves, Strigiformes, Tytonidae. Gene Ontology annotation, biological process: intrinsic apoptotic signaling pathway in response to endoplasmic reticulum stress; positive regulation of intrinsic apoptotic signaling pathway; negative regulation of transcription by RNA polymerase II.
CCGGCGCGAGCGUUGCGUCAGGCGGGGACCCUUAAAAGGGGCGCGGGGCGGCGGCGGCGCGGAGCGGCGGGGGACGAUGCGGGCGAGGAUGAGCGGGGGGCAGCGCUGGGGCCGGGGCCGCGAGGAGCCGGGGCCGCCGAGGAGGGCAUCCAGGAGAAAGUGCGACCUAAUCGACCACCACACCUGAGAGCAGCCCCACACUGGCCCGGAGGUGACAAUGGCAGCCGGGGGGCUGCCCGCGGGAGGGCCUGGCUGGGAGCUGGAGGCUUGGUACCAGGAUCUGCAGGAGGUGCUGGCAGCAGCAGAGCCCGGUGGACCCCCCCCACCCUGGGGGGCCGAGCAGGUGAGCUGAGCGGCUGAGGGCUGUGAGCUGGACGCUGCCCUGGCUGCUGAGCUGCUGGAGCUGCUGGGGCCAGAGAGCGCAGCCCCCCCGGGUCUGCCCAGCUCAGCCCCCAGCAGCAGCCCCCACCCCAGCUGGGCCAAGGAGGAUGAGGUAGGAGCAGGUGCGGGGCGCGGGGCGAAGAGGAAGAGGUGCAGCAGUGCAGCGGCCAGCAGAGAGCUGGCCAAGCGCCGGGAGCGAGCCAAUGAGCAGCGGGUGCUCGAGCUGACGGCCCACAACGAGCAGCUGCGGGAGGAGAUCCGGCAGCUCAGCACCGAGGUGGAGCGCACCCGGGCCGCCCUCAUCAACCGCAUUGUGAACCUCCGCCGGGCAUAGCUGCUCCCCUCCCUGCCCCGGGACGGCCAUGAACUGGAGGGGCACUGCCCCACUUGCACAGACUAAUGCUGUGGGGAGGGUGCCACUUCCAUACGCGACUGUACAGUUUUUGCAUUUUAUUACACACAUGUAACCGCCA